AUGGCAGCGUGGACCCCAUCCACAGCCCCCAUCAGGCGUGGGCACGAGGACAUCCCACCCUUCACUCCCCGCUCCGACCCCAGCUCGGGGGUGACGAAGGACAUGGCCCUGAAGCCACACGAGCGGAAGGAAAAAUGGGAACGUCGCCUUGUCAAGAAGCCCCGAGAGUCAGAAACCUGCCCGUCUGCAGAGCCGAGUGAGAAUGGCCGGCCGCUGGAGGUGGGCAGCCCCGAGCAGGACCUCGAGCCCACCUGUGACCGGGCAAAGAAGGUCCCUCUGCAGCCCGCCAAGCAGAUGAAGGUUGCAGUGUCCAGAGGGGGUGACCGCAACAUUGAGGACGACGGCUUCCGCGAAGCCACCAGCUCCCGGCGGAGCACCUCCCGGGACCAGCUCAGUGAUAGUUCAGCGCAGGCGGUCUCAGGCAGAGGCUACUCCUGUGACAGCGAGAGCGACGGGGACGACAAGGCGUCUGUGGGCUCCGAGAAGCUCUUUGCCCCAGCAGCCGACAGAGGCCCAGCGCUGGGCGAGAGCCCUGAGGCCAAGGCCGGCGCAGCGGCGCCCAAGGUCUCGGGCCUGGACAGGAGCAGCAGCACCGGCGCCAGCCUCGGGCUCGCGAAGCACGUGUCCCUGUCGCCGCACGGGCCGGGCGCCCACCUGUCUACCUCACACCUGGCGCUCCGCUCGCAGGCCCAGCACCAGCACCACGCGGCGGCUAUGUUCGCCGCCCCCGCGACACUGCCCCCGCCCCCGGCGCUGCCGGCCAACAGCCUGGUCCUCCCAGGACACCCCGCCGAUGCCAGCCUGUUGAUCUCAUUCAGCCAGCCAAUCAUGUAUUGCCAGCCUCAUGCGGGGAUUCUGAUUGAUCACGAGCUGCUCAGGCAAGAGCUGAACGCGCGUUUUCUGGUGCAGAGCGCUGAGCGGCCCGGCGCCCCCCUGGGCCCGGGGGCUCUGCUGCGGGCGGAGUUCCACCAGCACCAACACACACACCAGCACACACACCAGCACCAACACACAUUCGCCCCCUUCCCCACGGGGCUGCCCCCGACGCCGGUCCUGCCGCCCGCCGCACCCCCGCCGUUUGACAAGUUCACGCCCAAGCUGGACAGCCCCUACCUGCGACAUUCCAACUUUUUCCCAUCCUUCCCUCCUGCCGUCCCCGGACUGCCCACUCUGCUGCCACACCCAGGCCCCUUUGGGUCCCUGCAGGGCGCUUUUCAACCCAAGACUUCAAACCCAAUCGAGGUAACAGGCCGGGCCAGCGCUGUCCACACCCUGCUCCAGAAGGGCCCCGGGGUGUCUGACCCGUACCGGACAGCAGUCAGGAAGCCCGGGAGAUGGUGUGCUGUGCACGUGCAGAUCGCCUGGCAGACCUACCACCAUCAGCAGAGAAUGAAGAUGCAGCUGGACCCCCACAAGCUGGAGGUGGGCACCAAGCUGGACUUGUUCAGCAGGCCCCCUGCCCCGGGCCUGCUCCCAGGACUCCACUACCCGCAGGACCUGGCCCAACCCUUCUUCUCCAGCUCGGGUGCUGCUCAUCCUGUCACCAACCAUUUUGGACCCUCAGCCCAUCCCAGCAGCUUCCUGCCCACUGGUCACCUGACAGACCCUUUCAGCAGACCAAGCACCUUUGGGGGCCUGGGGAGCUUGGGCAGCACCGCCUUCGGAGGCCUGGGCAGCCAUGCGCUGACCGCAGGCGGCAGCAUCUUUGCCCCCAAGGAGGGCACAGCACUGCACGGCCUGCCCAGCCCCCACGAGGCCUGGAACCGGCUGCACCGGGCACCACCAUCCUUCCCCACACCGCCCCCCUGGCCCAAACCUGUGGAUGCCGAGCGGGUCUCAGCCCUGACCAACCAUGACCGAGAGCCAGACAAGGGCCGGGAGGAUCGGGAGCGGGACCUCCUGGGGAAGCCCCGCCUGCUGAGCCGGGCCUCGCCGGCCGCCCCCGUCGGCAGCCUCCUGCUCCACGGCCCCGAAGCUGUCCCUGACAAGUAG
This is a messenger RNA of Miniopterus natalensis, 1992 nucleotides long. The record is from RefSeq and is a predicted model, not a curated record. NCBI's taxonomy places the organism in Eukaryota, Metazoa, Chordata, Mammalia, Chiroptera, Miniopteridae.